Molecule: messenger RNA, 2429 nt
Organism: Hydractinia symbiolongicarpus
Lineage: Eukaryota; Metazoa; Cnidaria; Hydrozoa; Anthoathecata; Hydractiniidae
Exons: 4
Coding region: 837-1421 (194 amino acids)
Source: RefSeq, a predicted model, not a curated record
GCAGUCGUCAAACUUAUAUAUGCGAAAGUUAUAAACAAAAAAUUACUCUAGUGUUCUUUCCAGGGAAUGUCCAUGACUUUCUUUAUUCAACAAUGCGCAACUGCAAGCAAAAAACCAAAAUGGUAGACACCGGUAGCUAACAACGCGGCAAGCCAGUUUUGUUUACCAUAGGUAUAAACAACCACUUUCUAAAGACCUUUUAUUUGCUAAAAAAAAAUUAUAUUCAUACUUAGCCUAACUCCCGUAUCAAAGGUAGCUUUAUAAAAGAUCUAUACCAGCUGCUUCCAUUAGUCUAAUGAAUGAACGUACGAUUUUUGCAUUGAUAAAUAUGAUAUAAAUAAGAAGUCUUAUCUACAUUCGAUCAAUAUAUCUUAUCUGAUUAAGCUAGAUUUCCACUUAAGAGCAAAGCCCAUCGGAACGGAAUAGAACGGAACAAGAAACAUCCUUUAAUUUGAUUGUCAAUACCUGUUGUCAUAUUGACAGGAUAUUAACAGGUCUUUAUGUUUCUCUUAUUGCUGAUAAUGCAAUAGGAACUGGGAAAGAAGUUAUUCAAGCUAAGUUUUGGUAAAAGAUAGCAGUCGUUUGAGCAGGAAGUAAAAAAAAAGACAUUGAAUCUAAGUAGGACACAGAAUAACUAAUUUAAACCAAGUGGUUGAUUAAACAAAAGUAUAUACUAAAAUAAACCAAUCAAACCCAUUAAUAUAUAGAUAAGUAGGAAGUAAUUUGAAGACAACAAAAAUGUGGUAACACUAAUUAUUUAUAGCUUAACAUUGACGCAUAUAAGAAUUUGCUUAUACAGUUUAUCACAUUAGAGAAAGUGCUGUUUAUCGUGGAACAUGCCACAUAUAUUUAGUAGGCGAAUUUCAUGUCCUAACACUGCUCAUAAAUUGCUAGAAUACAUUGUUAAUUUUUCCUAUUUUAAAGUUGUAACCAGUGUGACGUCACUAUCCAUUGGCAUCGUUCUUUAUUUUGUACUGGACAAUGUUUUUGGCCACUUGCCUUUUUUUGUUGGUGUUUGUAUAUUGGUAACAGCAGUGUUGGGACAAUGUCUAACAAAAUGUCGUAGAAUGCUGAAUAAUGGUUCAAGGUUAUAUCUAUUGAGAUUAUUAAAACUUUAUAUCGUAUUAAACAUAAUAACCGCAUUGGAGUCAUGUAUUGUUGCUUGUGUUGCUGCUCCAGGUGUAAGUUAUUACCAACGUGGAACCUGGUUAAAGGACCGAAAUGAAGGGAUCGUAUUUUAUUCAGCUUUGGUAAUUUGUGGAAUAGUUGAGAUGGUACUGUCAAUGCUUGCAUUAUCAUACAGUGUCACUUUAGGAAAGCUCUUACGUAAAGAAACAGCAACAAAUGAUCAUUUACAACAACAGGUAAAUAUUGAUUUUCCAUCAUUGCCACCCUAUACCGAGACAGAAAUUGUGGCGUAACGCAUACAGGGACAAAUGACCAACCAAAAUACCAAAACACCAACACACCAAUAAAUCUAACUCUCCUGGAUGACCCUCCACCUUCGUAUUCAGAAAUAUGUGACAAUUAAACGCAAAGACUACUUGUGAUAAAGUCGAGCAGCAUUUACUCCUACGAUGGAAAAACGCAUAAUGGUAGCACUGCUGGAAAACUUCCUUUAAAUAAAGAAAAAAGAUAUGUCACAUUCAACUGGUUUGUCGAAGAAAACUCUUGUUUUGUAACGAAGAAAACUUGAAUGUUUAAAUGUCCUGAUAGUUGGGAAUAAUAAAAACAACUUAUUAAUUUGUGAACUUGCAGUUUUUUGUCUGCUACGUUACAAUUUAUUUAGUAUACACGAAAAUAAGAAAACGCUAGAAACAUUUAAGACCGUGUGAAUUAUAUCGAUAGAAACUAUUUUACAUAAGCCAUUUUUAAUUGCGUAAUUUUAAUAACGCUGCACUUUGUGAUGCAAAAAUAAAAAUCACGUUACAAUAAUUAAAUUCACUUCAUCAUCGUUGUUGACAUCAAUCAAUGAGUCAUAAAAUCACAAGUUGUAAACAUAUAACUUCAGCCGUCAUGGAAAUAGCUAAUAUUGUAAGUGAGCAUAAAAAAAAAUAAUAUUGUUUUGGCUUCUUGCAAGUAAAAAGAAAUUUUUUGAAUAAAAAGUAUCGGCAUUCUCGUACCAGGGGUUUAUUUAGUAACGAAUGAUUUACACAGAGCAGAAAUAGAAAUCACGUUACGUUAAUUAAGUUCAUUUUAUCAUUGUUGAUGACAAUUAAUGAGUUAUAAUUGUAUCAUGAAAAUAUGUUAGCAAUAAAUGUCUGUGAUAUGGUCAUGUCACAUGUAAAAUAAACAAACAAACAAACAAAUACAGCUUGUACGAAAUAAAACUAUAUAGGAGGUUUAGUAAAACAUACAAUUUAGUAGAUGCGAAUUAUACUAGAGAUUAAUACACAUUUUCUGAUCAAAGGCACCCGCAUAAUGCUUAC